Molecule: messenger RNA, 1845 nt
Organism: Rotaria sp. Silwood1
Lineage: Eukaryota; Metazoa; Rotifera; Eurotatoria; Philodinida; Philodinidae
Source: the annotation of a GenBank genome assembly
AUGUCUUUUAUUACAAAACGACAUAUCUGUUCCGUUCUAUCAUUAUAUCAUGAAAUUAAUUUUGUUAAAUAUCAACAACGAUAUAAAGUUACUGUUACUGAUGGACAUCGAUCAGUUACUAGACCUCGUUCAUCAAUCAAAGGUGUUGAAUUACUCCGAAAUCCAGCAUUGAAUAAAGGUACAGCAUUUACACUCGAAGAAAGACAACAUAUGGGUAUACAUGGUCUUUUACCACCCGCAGUUGUUUCACAAGAUGUUCAAAUACUUCGUGUUAUGAAAAAUCUUGAGCGAGCACAAGAUGAUCUCGAUCGAUAUAAUGAAUUGAUGAAUUUAUCUGAUCGAAAUGAAAAAUUAUUUUAUCGAGUACUUGCAGAUAAUUUAGAAAAACUUAUGCCAAUUGUUUCUGUACCUACAGUUGGUUUAGCUUGUCAAAAAUAUGGUUUAGUAUUUAGACGACCAAGAGGUCUAUUUAUUACAAUACAUGAUAAAGGUCAUAUUUAUGAUAUAUUAUGUAAUUGGACAGAACAACAAGUUAAAGCAAUAGUAGUCACUGAUGGUGAACGAAUUUUAGGUUUAGGAGAUCUAGGUGCUUUUGGUAUGGGUAUUCCUGUUGGUAAAUUACAAUUAUAUACAGCUAUUGCUGGCAUAUCACCACGACAUUGCUUACCUAUUUUGCUUGAUGUUGGUACUAAUAAUGAAGAGAUUUCAUCAAAUCCUCUUUAUAUUGGUCUACGACAAAAACGUGUCGUGGGUAAAGAAUAUGAUGAGUUCAUCAAUGAAUUUAUGCAAGCAAUUGUACAACGUUUUGGCUGGCAUUGCCUUAUACAAUUUGAAGAUUUUGCUAGUCAUAAUGCACAAAAACUUCUUGAAAAAUAUCAAAAACAAUAUUGUACAUUUAAUGAUGAUAUUCAAGGUACAGCUGCAGUUGUUCUUGCUGGUGUCAUUGCAGCACUUCGUAUAACCGGUAAAAAAUUAAGUGAAAAUACAUAUCUUUUUGUUGGUGCUGGUCAAGCAGCCUGUGGUAUAGCUGAUUUAAUAACACAUGCAAUGGUACGUGAAGGAUCUUCAAUUGAAGAAGCACGAAGUAAAAUUUGGAUGUAUGAUAUACAUGGACUUAUUGUUCAAAAUCGACCUCAAGGUGAUUUAAAAGGUCCAAAAAUAUCUUAUAUAAAAAAAGGAAGAGCAAUUAAAGAUCUUUCAUCAGUAAUUGAUUAUGUCAAACCAACUGUACUCAUGGGUGCUAGUGGAGUAGCAAGACUUUUUCAUGAUGGUGUACUUAGAAAAAUGGCUCAAAUUAAUGAACGUCCGAUUAUUUUUGCUUUAUCAAAUCCAAUUAAUCGAGCUGAAUGUACAGCUGAAGAAGCAUAUCGAGAAACAGAUGGUAAAUGUGUAUUUGCAUCAGGUAGUGCAUUUAAACCAGUCAUAUAUAAAGACAAAACAUUUCAUUCGGGUCAAGGAAAUAAUGCAUAUAUAUUUCCAGCUAUUGCUUUAGCUACUAUUGCAUGUGCAGCUCGUCAUGUGGAAGAUGAUAUGUUUUUAAUAGCUGCUCAAAAACUUGGUUCAUUAUUAACUCAAAAAGAAUUAGAUUCAGGUCGUGUUUAUCCACCUAUACCAACUCUUCGUGAAGUGACUAUUAAAAUUGCUGCUCAUUUAGUCGAAUAUCUUUAUAAAGAAAAGAAAGCUUGGUAUUAUCCAGAACCAAAAGAUAAAGAAGAAUUUGUUCGUAUGCAAUUAUAUGACACAAGUUAUCAAUAUUUUGGCUCGUUAACAUGGCAAUGGCCUGAAUUACAUAAAAUACCACGUAACAUUCAAUCUAUUGAUGACAAUAUUGCUUUUCACUCUUAA